Carica papaya (papaya) is the source of this 2071-nucleotide messenger RNA. RefSeq lists its product as uncharacterized. Gene Ontology annotation, cellular component: chloroplast. The record is from RefSeq and is a predicted model, not a curated record. Lineage: Eukaryota; Viridiplantae; Streptophyta; Magnoliopsida; Brassicales; Caricaceae.
AGCAAAGGGAAGAACCAGAGGCUCGUUUAAGACGUGGAAUUGUCCAAAACUUGGGCUGUUCUCAUAAUCUAUAAAAACCAGAGAGCCGCUUUCUUCUUCCUCUUCCAACUGCAUCAAAUUACUACUUCACUCUCAUCCAAUUCCUCUUUCCCCUCAGUUCCCAAAUGUCUUUUUAUUUAAUUUCCCUUCAAUUCAAAUAUAUUGAGUUAAAAUCGACCACCAUGUAUUAAUUUGGUCACUGUUAGACUGGAGCUUCCUUAAAUUCUCUCUUUCCCCUUCAUAUAUAUAUAUAUAUAUAUGGCUAUUAAGCCUGGUUCUUCUUCGUUUUCUUGUUUGGUCGUCUCUUUUUAUUCUCCAUAUCAGUCCAGGAACUUCUCCCAGCUGAGCUUAUCAACGAGACAAUAUAACCACCAGAAAUAUGAAGCUUUGCAGCUUGUAAAUGCUAAAGUCAAAUUAUGCCACUUCAUACAUGGAUCUCUCAAGUUAAGAGCAAGGUUUCCAGAGAGGAAAAAUGUGCUACUUGCUGCUUGUGAAGAUCAGUAUUGUGAUGAACUUAAUCCUGAUGAUCAGUAUUCUGAUGAACUUAAUCCUGAUGCUUUAGAGCAAGUAAAUUUCCAAUCCAAUGCCGAAAUUGUUUCUACGGAUGACAGUUCAUCUAUUCCUCUUGAGGGAACUGAUGGAAAACCUGGUUUAGUGUCAUUCUACAACCGGCCCUAUAAAAGACAGGACGAUGUCAGUUCUAAUGUGCAACGGACUCAAGGCAGCCCACUGUGGUUUCUCGGUCCUGCUGUCUUGGUAGCCUCUUUCAUUUUCCCUUCCCUUUAUUUGCGCAGGAUAUUGUCCACUGUGUUUGAGGACUCUUUGCUGACAGAUUUCCUCAUACUAUUCUUCACCGAAGCCCUUUUCUACUGUGGCGUUGCGAUUUUUCUUUUCCUCAUAGAUCAUCUAAGAAGGUCUGUGCAACCUGAUUCUGCUACAAAUGAUGACAGAACAUUGCCUUCUCAAUUAGGACAAAGAAUCUCUUCUGUUGCUACCCUGGUGCUUAGUCUUUUAAUUCCAAUGGUGACAAUGGGUUUUGUCUGGCCAUGGACUGGCCCGGCAGCAUCUGCUACACUUGCUCCUUACCUGGUUGGUAUUGUUGUUCAAUUUGCAUUUGAGCAAUAUGCAAGGUAUCGAAAGUCACCUUCUCGGCCUGUCAUUCCAAUCAUCUUUCAAAUUUAUAGAUUACAUCAACUGAACAGAGCAGCACAACUGGUCACAGCUUUGUCAUUCACAGUUAGAGGUGCUGAAAUGACUGCUCAUAACAUGGCCAUAAACAGCUCUUUGGGUACACUUUUGAAUGUUCUGCAGGUCCUUGGAAUUAUCUGCAUUUGGUCACUUGCAAGCUUUCUUAUGAGAUUCUUCCCUUCCACUACUAGGAUUGCACAGUGAAGUACGAAUUUCAUUUCCAGAUUGUGAUCUAAUUUACAGAGUAAAGACUGCAUUUUGUCUUGGUUUUGACAACUUAUAAAUUUAUGCGACUGACUCAACUGCAUUGGUGUCAACUUGCGACCAAGUGGAGCUGGGUAUUUAAUUAGUCUGAAGCAUAUUAAAAGGCUAAGCAGGAUAAUUUGAUCGAGGAUGUUAGCGCAAAAGAGAGCAAAACCAGCCGGGAUUGUCGUGCUUGCUAUUUUCUGGUCUCAUUUGCCAAUAUCAAAAUUUUGAACAAUUAUCUGGAAGCUUGGUAGAAUUUGGAUUUCAUUUUGCAUAGAUUGGCCUCAUUCUCUACAGAGUGUUAAUUCUUUUGUCAAUUGUGCUCCCGAAGUCCACCAGGGUGAUUAAGACAGUGACACUGCUGAAAUUUGGCAGUUAUCUUUCUUUGCCUAUUAAUUGAUGGAAUUUAAUCAACUAAAAUAAAUCAGUUGAAUUCUUACUAAAUUCUUUCCUGCAUAAAUGUCUUUAUUGGACUUUAUUCCUUACGGAGUACAAGAAAUGAUGAUGUGCCUUUAAGAUGUGUUUUCUUUGUCAUCUUCAUCCUUAUGUGACAGUAAUUUACUCCGCAAAAGAAGCAAAGUUUGCAGUAUUUACUCAA